UUUCACAAAAAACCUAUCACUUCCGUGGAGUGGCACCCAAGUGACUCAGGUGUAUUUGUGGCCACCUCGGAAGAUGAUCAGGUGACCCUCUGGGAUACCACUUUGGAACAGGCCGACGUUCCCGAGGAUGAAUCGACCAACGACCAGGCGACUCAAAACUUGCCCGUACAACUGUUGUUCAUUCACAGCGGACAGACAGAGGUGAAGGAAGCCCAUUGGCAUUCGCAGAUUCCCGGACUUUUGUUUGCCACAUCCCUGAACGGAUUUAACGUCUUUCGUACAUGUAAUGUAUAA
Molecule: messenger RNA, 294 nt
Organism: Echinostoma caproni
Lineage: Eukaryota; Metazoa; Platyhelminthes; Trematoda; Plagiorchiida; Echinostomatidae
Source: the annotation of a GenBank genome assembly